This is a messenger RNA of Xenopus laevis (African clawed frog), 3535 nucleotides long. It is a transcript of the gene foxd2.S, whose product is annotated as forkhead box D2 S homeolog. Lineage: Eukaryota; Metazoa; Chordata; Amphibia; Anura; Pipidae. Gene Ontology annotation, biological process: anatomical structure morphogenesis; cell differentiation; regulation of DNA-templated transcription. Gene Ontology annotation, molecular function: DNA-binding transcription factor activity; RNA polymerase II cis-regulatory region sequence-specific DNA binding; DNA-binding transcription factor activity, RNA polymerase II-specific. The record is from RefSeq and is marked provisional. Gene Ontology annotation, cellular component: nucleus.
GCCUCAUGGGAAAGAAUGUAAUUUGAUAAAGGAGCAAAUAGCUUGUUACUGUUACCUCUUAACUAAAGUCCAGGACCAAAUUGAUGAUAAUUUGUUAUCAUACAUACACGUGGAAAGCAUUAACAAAAUAAAGACUAAAUCACUAAUCUGACAGAGUAACCUUGAAGUUUGUUUAUCUCUUCUUUACCUUAAAUGUCUUUUUCCUCUGAGCAAGCAAUUUCCUAAUUUCAGAUUGUGUAUCUGCAGAAAGCAAUGGUUAGCCUGUUCCAUACAGAAGCACUGUUACCCAUUACUGUGUUCCUCCUUUGGGCAAGUUUGUUAUCAGGCAAGUAUAACAGAUAAGACAACGGAAAUGCAGUUCCUUCUUGUUAUUACUGCAUUGCAAUAUAGGACUUAUGUGUUUUUAUGUCUGUCCGUAUGCACAAUUUUGUUCCACCAGCAAAAGCAAUGAGCAUUAAAACAUUGGUCCCAGCGAUCAUUUAUAUUGAUUGAUUUUUCUUUAAAAAAUAGGCCCAUUAUAUUUUGGUAGAGAACUGGUAUAACUUUAAAGACUGAAAUUUAAAAUGUGGAAAAAUCAUAUUCAAAGUAGGAAUCAGUGGGGCUUAUUUAUCAACACUGGGCAAAUUUGCCCAAGGGCAGUUACCUAUAGCAACCAAUCAGUGAUUAGAUUCUUAGAGCCAGCUGCAAGUAGAACAAUGAAUGCAGCAAUUUGAUUGGUCGCCAGGGGUUACUGCCCAUGGGCAAAUUUACCCAGUGUUGAUAAGUGUCUCCAUACCUAGUUGAUAUGGUUAUACGUGGUUGAUAAGGACUAGGAAUAGGUAGAAGCAGUAUAUAAUGAUAUAGAGAUGAUCUGAUAUAAUGGUCAGUUAAUAUGUGGCUUUUGUGUUUAUUUUAACACAGUUAUUUCCUGUUUGGAUCUGACUGGGAAAACAACAAUAGCUUGUAUAUUCAGUAUCUCAGGAUAUUUUUUUUUUGCAAGUGGCUUUGGUUAUAAGUACAUUGCCAUGAUUCAAUCCAGGGUAAUAGGAAAUAAUUCUGUGCAGCAGUGAGAGUUGUAUGUAUGGGGCCCUCCUCCAUCGACAUUGUAAGAACCCUGCACCCACAGCUCACUCAAUCACUUCCCUAUAAGAACUCCUGAGUGGCAGACUGGCAGGCUAUACGAUUAGCAGCUGCACGAAGAAGAAGAAGAAGAAGAAGAAGUUCCAUUCACUGUUCCAUCCACUGUUCCAUCCAGCUGUUCUCAUAACCAGAGGUUAAAGGGGAAGUAAAGGGAGACACACAUCCCAUCAUAGACUACAGCCACGACCUAUGUGAUAACCAGGGUUCAAGCUGUUCGGGUAUUAAUUUAUCAGCAGCUCCUCACCUGUUUCUACGAGUCCCUGAAACUGCAUUGAGACUGAUAAAGAGGUAGCGCCCAUACUGGGAAGAGGGAGCUGACGCCGGAGUCACGUGACAUGGCGGGCGAUAUAAAUAAGGAGGGAGCGGUGGGAAGGGCAGUAGAAUCGCAGUGGUCCUGGCACUUGUGGCGGCGAGUCCUGUUAACCAAGUGGGGGGGAAGCUCCUGAAUAGGGAGGGGGUGCAACACAGACAGAGAUGAGGUGCCAGUGGGAUGAAUACUGAUCAAUGGUGAUCUCUCUCUCCGAGAAGUCAAAGUGAAUUGUGUACUGUGGAAGAGGGCAGCCCAUUCAGCCUUGAUCCACUAGGGGGGUCGUGGAGUUUGCUUUGGGAGUAGCCGCGAACUUGCUGCUCUUAUUACAAUGACUUUGGGCACAGAGAUGUCUGAUAACUCGCUGCUCUCGGAGGACACCGACAUCGAUGUGGUGGGUGACAUGGGCGCCAAGGAUGGCAAAUACUCCGAUUACCACUCGGACAACGACUCUGACGAUAACGUGGCCAGAACUCCCAGGGGAGACCCCGCUUCCCCAGACCUGUCAUCCGGAUCAGAGUCAAACCAGAGAGCGGAGAAGAGCCCCAAGAACGCGCUGGUGAAGCCCCCCUACUCGUACAUCGCUCUGAUCACCAUGUCCAUCCUGCAGAGCCCCAAGAAGAGACUGACCCUCAGCGAGAUCUGCGAGUUCAUCAGUAACCGCUUCCCUUACUACCGGGAGAAGUUCCCCGCCUGGCAGAACUCCAUCCGCCACAACCUCUCGCUCAACGACUGCUUCGUCAAGAUCCCCCGGGAGCCCGGCAACCCCGGCAAGGGAAACUACUGGACUCUGGACCCGGAGUCGGCCGACAUGUUUGAUAAUGGCAGCUUCCUGCGAAGGAGAAAAAGGUUCAAAAGGCAACAAAGUAACGAGAUCCUGAGGGACCCCAGUAGCUUCAUGCCUGCCGCCUUUGGAUAUGGACCUUAUGGCUAUAACUAUGGGCUCCAGCUGCACAACUACCAGCAGCACCCGGGUGCCACCUUCUCUUUCCAGCCCAGCCACUGCCCUUUGCCCCCGCCGGCCUCAGUCUUCUCCAGCCCCACCUUGUCCCCUUUCCUGGGCAAUGAACUCAGUAGGAAAUCCUUGUACUCGCAGCUGAGUCCCACCUUGCCCAUCUUACACACUUUAAAACCCGAUGCGCAGAGCAGACCUUCCUUCUCUAUAGACAAUAUCAUAGGGGGAUCCGGAUCCACCCCGAGCCCGACCUCCCCAUACACAGCCCAGCCCGGGACCCACCCGCCGGUCAUUGCAAUGCUCAGCCCAUCACUGGCCCCAAUGCACAACCAUCUCAACUUGGCCCACGAAAACCUCUUGCCACCUGGACAGAACUUUUCAAGUAAAAUCACAAAUCUUAACAGCUGUCACUUUUAAAACAAACAAAAAAAAAAAACUCAUAUGUCUCAACCUGUGUAUUUAAGGUAGGAAUCGUUUUUUUAAUAGAACUUUUUGACCUGCAUCCUGCUACCCCAAUCGAAAGAAAUGUAUCUAUUUAUAAAGUGUAAAUGUGUAAUGUUGACGCCACCCUUACCUGAUCCAUCACUGAAAUGCCAAAGCGUUUAAUUCAGCACCAUUAUUAUUUGCCAUGGGGACAGAAUUUGAAGGCGAAUUUACGCAUUUGCCUGAAGCCCUUUACAAAGAGACUAUUGCACAGCGCAGUACUUGUUCAGCUCUUAUCCAAACGAUUUCUAUGUUACAAGCACUGCUACCAAAAUCUCAGGAUUAGAACACUUUAACGCAUUGUUGGUUUUUGUCACAAGAUGUCUUAAAACUAUGAAUAAUCUGCUUACCCAAAUAAGUUCCAGUUUUAUUACAGAUACCCCCCUUUUUUUUCUACCUGUGUUUUGUGUAUAUGUAAUUAUUCUGUAUAUCGUUUAUAGUUCGGAGGGUAAAGAGCAUAGUGACCUCUUCACCACAUAUGCCAGCUGUGCACUGUUUUGUGUUUAUAUCUCAUGAAUUGGAUGUGUGAAUAAUUCAGUGGUGUAAGUGAAAACAAGCAAUGGUGCACCACUUGGUGAAAAAAACUUUGAAAUAAAUAUUUGUGAAUUUUAAAAUUGUCUACAUAUGUGUUUUCUUGGGAGAGAAGAAAACAUCAGUUAAAUACAAUAAUA